Molecule: messenger RNA, 2037 nt
Organism: Rhineura floridana
Lineage: Eukaryota; Metazoa; Chordata; Lepidosauria; Squamata; Rhineuridae
Gene: STN1
Product: STN1 subunit of CST complex
Exons: 10
Coding region: 331-1434 (367 amino acids)
Biological process (GO): DNA replication; nucleotide-excision repair; double-strand break repair via homologous recombination
Cellular component (GO): site of double-strand break; CST complex; chromosome, telomeric region
Molecular function (GO): single-stranded telomeric DNA binding
Source: RefSeq, a predicted model, not a curated record
GGCGGGGCAGAGCAAUAAGCCUUCUUGUGCCGAUUUCCUCUUCUCCUCCUCCGUCCCCCCCUCCCCAAGCUCGGCUGCGUCUCAAUUCCCUCUCUCAACGACCGUCAUGCGGCGCACGCUCCCCCUCAGCCACUCUCGACAGACUGUGGAAGACCCGCUCCCAACUCUCUCUCGCUGGGACACCUCCGCCCCACUCCCGACCUCAAUGCCUGCUUUGCAGUUGCUUGACUCUCAUUGCGGAUCUUGGACUACAUCUUGCAAACACUCUGUUAGAAGCUGUGCUUGUGUUUGGUUGAUACAUCAUCGUGGAGCCAAGUCAGUCACUUCUGAAUGUUUGCUACAGCCACAGAAUCGGAAGAAGAGGUCCCCUCAUUGUUAUGGGGAUUGGAUCCCAUCUUUUCAGCCUUUGCAAGACUAUAUAUUAAAGAUAUACAAGAAAUGAAAGAAUCAAAACAGAUUCCAGGUAUAUUUUUUUACAACAGACAUCCAAUAAGGCAGGUAGACAUUCUUGGAACUGUGGUUCUAACCAAAGAACGAGAUGCCUUUCAUACUUACGGAGUGGAUGAUGGCACAGGAGUUAUAAGCUGCACCUGCUGGAAAAAUCCUUUGGCAGAACAGAAAUCUUUUUCAGAAUUUGAAUCUCAUCCACGUACCUCAAGUGACCUACAUCUAGUUGAACAAAUAAGAAAGCUACAAGUAGCAAUUUGCCAAAAAACGAGGCUGGAAAUUGGUGAUAUAAUCAGAGUCCGUGGUUGUAUUCGGAUCUACAGACAGCAGCGAGAAAUCAAGGCCUCCAUGUAUUAUAAAGUUGAUGACCCUAUGUGUGAAGUUCAGAUUUCAAGAAUGCUAGAACUCCCCCGUCUGUACAGAGAUAUUUACGAUAAGCCAUUCCAGUUCCAAGAAGAGGCACAGAGCCAAGGUGCAGCAGGUACAUUGGACUCCAUCACUGUGCUGAGCAAAAGUAUAAGAGACUUCCUAUUGAAGAACAAGAUUCAGAGCUUUUAUCAACAGGAGCUGGAAACAGUUGAGCCUUUAGUAUCUAUGAUCAAGGAGGAUGGAUCAGGGACCACUGCUGAGCAAACGGAUUCCAAAGUGGGCCCCUCCUCCAAACUGAUUAGGAACUCCUUCACAGAUGCAAUAAAGGUGUUGGAAAAAAAGGGUGUUCUUUUCCAGAAAUCAAAGAAUCCCAAGGAUAUGUAUUAUGUAACUGAACAGGAUAAAGAACUGCACAGGAUGACCCUUGAAGCCAUCAGUGCUGAUUGCAAGAGGCCAAAAUAUGCUGAAAAGGGCUGCCAUCUUCGUCACAUUCUCAGUUGUAUUCAGCAGAGCUACAGCCCUUAUGUUUCUGAACCUGUGGUCUGUUGCCUGCUGGAUUGGAUGGAGACCAACAGUGAUGUUGUUACUACCAUGGAAGAAUACUACACUGUCUUUUAAAACAAGGGAAGUGGACAUCUGGAGCCAAAUUUUAUACAUUGGACAUGAGCAGUAAGAAUAUUUCAGCAUCAAGGACUUGGUGUUCCUACUCUUUAUAAUUUAGAAGAUGCCGGGUCAUAAAAUUCCUAUUUCUUUUGUUUUGCUCCAGGUUUCAGAUUGCACUCUGCUUCUGAUGUUCCAGGCACUAAAACACAGGGAUCUUUUUAAACAGAGAAAGUUAUCAUGUUGUGAAUGCCCCCUUGUGGCUGGAUAGAAGACAGAACAACAGACUUUGCAUUCAGAUCUCAUAGUCCAAUAAACAGGACUAUAAAGAGAGCUCCUCUAAAGAAUGCUCCUAUAUUCACAGAGCUCCUCUUUUCCUGAGACUUUCACAUUGUCUUUGAGCCUGUCAGGCUUUUCAGCUCUAGCUAUUUACUUACACAGGGUGUGGUUUAUGUAUGUUCUGUCAAUUAUCAUAUAUAAACUGUACACUGGUAAUCUGCAAGGCAGUUACACUGUAUUAAAGAUCACAUUGCUCCCAUCUCUAAUGGUAUGUUGAAUGUUGAAAAUAUCUCUGUAAUUAGAUCCUCCUGUCUCUUGAAUAAAUCUUUUGAGCCCCACAUA